UGGGUUCUCGUGGUUGCAGGAGACACCUGCAAUAUUAUCGUGGAGAAGACUCCCGGGCUCACACUUGAGCAAUUCCUUGCCUGGAACACAGGGGCCGGGAGUGAUUGCACCACACUCUGGGCCGAUAGCUAUGUACCUCCCCUUCUCCUCUCAGAUGCUUAGAAUUCACAACUCACAGACUUAAAACCAGGCCUGCAUUGGUGUAAGCUCAAGCGAGGCUCCUAAGACUACCCCUCCUAGCACCCCUCCUACCGCCCCCCCUUCCAGCCCUCCCACCAGUCCGCCUACCACCCCCCAUUCUAGCCCUCCCACCAGCUCGCCUACAAAGCCCCAUACUACCCCAGUGCCUACCGGAGGGGUCUCCAAGCCAUCCCCGGUUCAAGAUGGACAGCCCGGCGACUGCAAUGGUAGACUCCGUGGCUUGCUUUAAACACCUAGCGCUAACAAUGAAAAAACAGGUUGGUACCUAGCCAAAUAUGGUGACGACUGCAAUAGCAUUGCAUCCAUCUACAAACUCAGCCUCUCCGAAUUCGUCGCCCUGAACCCCUCUGUCGGGAGCCAAUGCGCGGGCCUGCGGUUAAACUACUACCUGUGUAUAUCCCGCUCGUGCCCCCCGACGCCAACUCCAACCACGAUGAAAACGUCGACGAUCCCAACUGCCCCUCAAGUCCCAGCCCCGACCCCAACACAGGCUGGUAUCUCACCUAACUGCAACAAGUGGUACUUUGUGGUCUCUGGCGAUACGUGUGCAGCCAUCGCCACAGCGAAUGGUAUCAAAUUGGCGGACUUUUACAGCUGGAACCCGAGCGUCGGAAGCACGUGUGGCAGCUUGUGGCUUGGAUAUUACGUCUGUGUUGGCGUCCCU
This is a messenger RNA of Tuber aestivum (summer truffle), 865 nucleotides long. NCBI's taxonomy places the organism in Eukaryota, Fungi, Ascomycota, Pezizomycetes, Pezizales, Tuberaceae. The record is from the annotation of a GenBank genome assembly.